This is a messenger RNA of Trypanosoma brucei brucei TREU927, 2607 nucleotides long. RefSeq names its product 5'-3' exonuclease XRNC, putative. The coding region runs from base 1 to 2607 and encodes 868 amino acids. The record is from RefSeq and is a predicted model, not a curated record. Gene Ontology annotation, molecular function: 5'-3' RNA exonuclease activity; RNA binding. NCBI's taxonomy places the organism in Eukaryota, Euglenozoa, Kinetoplastea, Trypanosomatida, Trypanosomatidae. The transcript has a single exon. Gene Ontology annotation, biological process: nuclear-transcribed mRNA catabolic process. Gene Ontology annotation, cellular component: nucleus.
AUGGGUGUCCCAUUACUUCUCACUUGGUUAAGGCGACGGUUUGCGGCGUGUUUUCUCCCUAGCAACAGUAACGUGAGUGCCGACUGCUUGUACAUCGAUGUCAAUGGACUGGUGUACCAGGCAGCCACCCUCGCUACUUCUGGUGGCGGGGACCCAGCAGACAUCGAGGCAGCCAUUCUGCGCAGACUGUUUGAUCUCCUGGACGACAUUGUGUUACGUCUCGUCCGGCCGCGCUCGCUGGUGUAUCUGGCUGUUGAUGGUAUUUCACCCAUGGGAAAACUCGCCCAACAGCGCUCACGACGACGACGGCGACGACGCCAGGACCCGCAUUCACACGUUCGUACCACGGAAUGGGACAGCAACAGCAUCAGCGUUGGAACGUCUUUCAUGUCAUCUCUGACGGAUGCACUGCACUUUUAUUGCGCAAGUCGCGCGGAGCGCAUAAAUGUGGAGCGGCUUCGUGAGUAUAAGCAACGUGACGUUGGGAAAGACGUUGCAAGCGCUGGUUUCCCAGCCAACGAGAAAGCAGCACCCUCGCUCAUUACGUUUGUGUCAGAUAACGUGUGGCGUCCCGGUGAGGGCGAGUCGAAGAUCGCAGAUGCCAUACGGCGCUUUCGCUCGCAACCAAGCUAUGAUCCAAACACCGCGCACGUCAUUUGUAGUUCAGACACGGAUGUGACUGUGUGUUCUCUGAUACUACACGAACCUAACAUUCAUGUACUGCGCUAUGAACAUGUUUCAGCUAGCACCGCCAAAGGUGGCAACAAUAACUGGCAAACCUACGCAGGCGACAGCUGGGCGUCCACAUUCUUCAGUAUCUACGCUUUCCGUGAAGAACUUCGACUAAGGCUCCGGAUAGAGCAAACUCGUAGUAACACUAUGUCGGCUGAGGAGCUGGAAAAACUCAACAAACAGUUUGAGGCUGCUCUUCAUGACGUGGUGUUUGUGUUGCUCUUGUUUGGAAACGACUUUUUACCAUCCGUCGGAUGUCGAAUUGAGGAGGGCUUUCUUGACAGUCUCCUGGAGAUGCUCGCCACUGACUUCGUUACACGGGGACGAUCUAUCGUUGAUCCAGUUACUAACACCAUUCAAUUCGAUGCUGCACGAUACGCCCUGGAGUCUCUCGCAGAGAUGCGCAACGAGCGUUCGAGUGGGCUCCAAGUUGACAACGGUGCAGAAGGUGCCGCAGAUUGGGGGUUCGUUAAUGAACAAUUUCUGCAGCGGAAGGCAGCAGAGGAGGCAGAGAAGGCGCCUUGGUGUUACGCCUAUUGGACAAUGCUGCAGUGGUCACUGCAAAACAGCGCUGGUGUCGUGGAGCACUGGGGUUGCUACUACCCCUAUAGUACCGCGCCCCCGUUGCAUCUGCUUCAAAAGUACUGCGGAACACUCUCAUAUGAUGCCCUGAUGGAGUUAGCGGAGAAGAGGAGCCGUAGGAAAGUUGGCCACCACAAUCGGGCCCACGAUGGGACUAACUCAGGCUCAGGGGAACGGGGGGUGAGGCUGCGGGGACCGGGGCCCACCGACGUGCUGGUGCAGCUGCUCGUCCUUCUGCCUACUCGUAGUAUCGCGCUGCUCCCAACUGCAGUGCGAAAGGGAUAUUCGGAAAUUGAGCCCAUUGUAGUUGCCCCUGUGGAGGAAAUCGACUUUGCUGCAGUCCAAACGUGGUGCGCAACGAAACGGGGGUUGUUCACGGAGGAGGAACGCGUGCGGUUCGAUGCGUACGCACUCGCCGCGAGUGACCAUCUGGUUGCGGGCGACGUGCAUGCAAAAUGUGUUCGGGGAAACGAGAUGCUUUUUGUCGCUGACUGGAAUGCUGAGGAGCUUGCCGCGGAGUUGAGAGAACUCGAGGAAAUAGUGCAAGGUGGGGGUGGCACCCGCAGUGACGGAUCGUCCAGUAGCAAAAAGCAGACAGACACCCUAAACAGUGCAACCGGCGUUUUCACGUCUUUUUUCUCUGCGAGAAACGCAGGAAAGACAUCGGCAGCGGUAGCAGCCUUACUUAGCGCCCCGAAAUUCUCCAGAAAUAUCGGAGAGGGGGGCACCGGCAAUGCCGACACUGUCACCACAAGCAGCGGCAUCCCAAAUAUAAAUGGCACCUCAAACAACACCGAUAGAGAUGUCUUACAGCAAUCGAUUGACGUCGACGUGCUGAGUGCCGCAAACUUCACCUUUCAUACUGUUUCGACAUCAGCACUAAAGGGUGAAUCGAUGGUCCGUCGGGUUGGUAACAUCACUGGGGACACCUUCGAGUGUGGUUCGUACAGCGUCGGUCCGUUGUCGCGCAAUCAGAAAACGAUGCGCGUCAGAUUGCGGUGGCGCGUUGCGUCCAGGCCGCCCCGAGACGCUGCACCAUUUUUGCCGUAUUUGCUUUCAGGCUUGAAGCCCCGGCAGAAAAGUGCAGAAGGUGAUGGAACCGCCGGAAAGGAGGGGGUGAAGCGCCCCCGGUCGGAGGUAGCCAAAUCGGCGGGGGAUGAUGACGCCAAGAAGAAUGUUUUCGACGACUUCACACAGCAAACAAUGUUACACGAUACCUUGCAGGAGAAAAAAGAGGCCCUGCGACGCCGUCUGGAGGCACUUCAGGGGGGAAAUGCCACCCUGGGGACCUAA